AUGGAGAAGGAUAUGUCCGAACUGGCAGACGCGGAGCACCAAGAAAUUGAUAGCCCCGCGGACCUCGACACCGAACCUUAUGGGCCACCGGGUUUCCGCGGCAUUGCUGCAUCUCGCUAUGUUGCCCUAUGUGCUUCCUUCAGCGCCAUUGGCGGUCUGCUUUUCGGCUAUGACCAGGGCGUCAUCUCCGUCAUCCUUGUGAUGCCCGAGUUUCUCGGCCGUUUCGAGCAGGUAUCCGACACAGCAUCCGGCGCCGGCUUUUACAAGGGUCUGAUGACCGCGAUGAUUACGCUUGGCGCUUUCAUCGGUGCCCUGAACCAGGGCUGGGUUGCCGACGCAUACUCACGAAAGUAUUCGAUAAUGAUUGCCGUCGUCGUAUUCACAAUCGGAUCAGCGCUGCAAACCGCAGCGGUUGACUAUGCAAUGCUUGUUAUUGCUCGGCUCAUUGGUGGCAUUGGCAUCGGCAUGCUGAGCAUGGUAGUGCCUCUCUACAUAUCCGAGAUCUCGCCUCCAGAAAUCCGGGGCACGCUGCUCGUUUUGGAGGAGCUAAGCAUCGUCUUCGGCAUUGUCGUCUCCUUCUGGAUCACGUACGGGACGCAGUACAUAAAGUCUGACUGGUCCUGGCAACUGCCUUUCCUCCUGCAGAUGGUCCCGGGUUUGUUCCUCGGGUUCGGUGCCAUCUUCCUCCCGUUUUCGCCCCGUUGGCUCGCAUCCAAAGGACGCGAACAGGAUGCACUACACAACUUGGCGCGACUCAGGUGCCUGCCGCCUUCAGACUCGAAGGUCCAACGGGAGUGGCUGGAGAUUAUCACAGAGUCCAAAUUUCAGCGGGGGAUUUUGGCCGAGCGCCAUCCGACGCUCGUCAACGGCGGCACCAUGGAGAAGCUGAAGCUCGAAGUGGUGGCCUGGGCCGACUGCUUCAAGAAGGGCUGCUGGCGGCGGACCCAUAUUGGCGCGGGCCUCAUGUUCUUCCAGCAGUUUGUUGGCAUCAACGCUCUGAUUUACUACAGUCCUACUCUCUUUGGCACAAUGGGCUUGGAUCAUAACAUGCAGCUCAUCAUGUCGGGGGUUCUAAAUGUGACGCAGCUCAUUGGUGUCCUGACCAGUCUAUGGACCCUCGACCGCUUUGGCCGGCGCAAGAUCCUCAUGUAUGGGAGCGUCGGCAUGUUCAUCUCUCAUUUCAUCAUCGCUAUUUUGGUUGGCCUCUACUCUCACAAUUGGCCCGCUAAUACAAGCAAAGGAUGGACGAGCGUUGCGUUCCUGCUCUUCUACAUGCUUGCUUUUGGCGCAAGCUGGGGCCCGGUGCCUUGGGCCAUGCCAUCUGAAAUCUUCCCUUCCUCACUGCGAGCCAAGGGCGUCUCCAUCUCUACCUGCUCUAAUUGGAUCAAUAACUUUAUUGUGGGCCUGAUCACGCCGCCUCUGGUGCAGAACACUGGAUUCGGUGCCUACGUCUUCUUCGCCGUCUUUUGUUUCUUGUCGUUUGCGUGGACAUUCUACUUUGUGCCCGAGACGAAUGGCAAGACGUUAGAGGAGAUGGACGAGGUAUUUAAAGAUCACAGCAGCGUUGAAGAGUUGGAAAGGAAGAGGAGGCUCUUUGCUCAGACUGUGCGAGAACGAACAGCGCAAAACACAGUUGCGUGA
Purpureocillium takamizusanense is the source of this 1641-nucleotide messenger RNA. RefSeq lists its product as uncharacterized. The coding region runs from base 1 to 1641 and encodes 546 amino acids. Gene Ontology annotation, biological process: transmembrane transport; carbohydrate transport. Gene Ontology annotation, molecular function: carbohydrate:proton symporter activity. The record is from RefSeq and is a predicted model, not a curated record. The transcript is spliced from 9 exons. Gene Ontology annotation, cellular component: membrane. Lineage: Eukaryota; Fungi; Ascomycota; Sordariomycetes; Hypocreales; Ophiocordycipitaceae.